This is a messenger RNA of Danio rerio (zebrafish), 1663 nucleotides long. Lineage: Eukaryota; Metazoa; Chordata; Actinopteri; Cypriniformes; Danionidae. The record is from RefSeq and is a predicted model, not a curated record.
ACAUGUGCAGCCCGCGUGUCUGUGCUGACUGAAGGUGCUAAUGGAAAUCUCCUAUUCUUGUGUGGCACGACUGACGAGGAAAAGACAAUGUGCUGUAGUUUGAACUCCACAUUUUCCCUGACGAACUGCUUCGACUUUGAACAUUAUAAGCCAGAUAUUAAUGAGCCGUCAUUACUUGUUGGUGAUAUGCUGUACUUCACUUUGUCUGAGAAGGGAUUAUACAGAAUCAAUAAAAACAAAGAGAGGAACAUUUGGCCUCCGUCGACUCAAACGGAGCAGAAGUACUUGAAGCUGAUCGCUGGUGAAGGCCAACACAAGGACAAAAUGUAUUCGUUCUUCGCAGAAAAACACAAAAAUAAGGAGGAUGAAUCUGACCAGUGGAUUCCACGAGUGUCUCAGAACUGCAUGAAUGACAAAGGAGGUCCUAAAGGUCAGCUCCAGAGCAGCUGGACGUCCAUGAUUUACGCCCGUCUGGAGUGUGGGAAAAGAGACUUCACUCAGCUCAUAGAUGUCGCCACAAUAAAAACAACACACGAUACCAAAAUAUACGCACUUUUCAGAAACUACUGGAACAUGAGUGCUGUGUGUGUUUAUAACAUGACUGAGAUAUCCACUAUCUUCAAUUCCUCCCAAUUCAACGCCAAUAAUGUUCCUGUCAGUCACAGACCUGGAACGUGUGUAGUGGACAGCACUCAGCUAAACGGAGAAGUGCUGACGUUUAUGAAGGAGCGUCCGGAAAUGAAGCAGACGGUGAAGCCAGAGAACGGCCCGCUCAUAUUCAGACACCACCAUUACUCUCACAUACAGGUGGACAGAGUUCAGGACAGCACCGUCCUGCUUCUGUCUCUAGAAAGUGGAGGAGUUCAUAAAGUCCUGGAAAGGCCAGUUCAGGAGCCUGUUUUUGUCAUUGCCGAGUACCUGCCAUUUCCACAUGGAUCAAGCAUUGCUAGCAUGAUUCUGCACACCUCUGAGAAUCUUCUGUAUGCGAGUUCUGGUAAUGAGCUGAUUCAGAUUGAUCUGGCCACAUGUGGUGUGUACGGGAAUGAGUGUGUCGAAUGUCGUUUAUCAAGAGACCCCUACUGCAAAUGGGACGGUUUACAGUGCACCAUUGCAGAAAAAACAGCCCAGGACACCAAUAAUUGUGAUAAGCCGCCUUACGAUGCACCAUCAAGGACUAUAACGGGUGCAAAUGUGCCGGUAAUUUCAGUCCAGCCAUCCUCAAAAUACUUUUUAGUCUGCCCUGUCAUUUCCCAUCAUGCAACAUACCACUGGUACCACAGUGACACACGCGAGGAGUGUGCUUCCACGGAUGAGGGCUGUAUAUAUCUGAUCGAAAGCAUGAAUAAGACUCACGAAGGGUCGUACAGAUGUGAGUAUACAGAGAACGGCAUUACUAAGACUGUCAGCUAUUAUGAGCUGAGCAUGAGCCUCUCAAACGGCUUCAUACCGAUACUGAUACCACACGCUUUACUUCUGCUCACAGCCUUUCAUAUCCUUUUAUAGACCGUCGAGAGUAUUAUUUUAUUCUGGACACUGUAAAAAUGCACUUCUUACUUCAACUUUUGACUUGUUUCUGGUACAAAUAUCUAAAAACUCUCACAAGCGAAAAAUAUAGUCUUGUUUUCAGAAAUAAUGAGUCAAAAUUAAGUGAGUUUUUUUUUGU